This is a messenger RNA of Rhagoletis zephyria (snowberry fruit fly), 947 nucleotides long. Its product is annotated as PXMP2/4 family protein 4-like. Lineage: Eukaryota; Metazoa; Arthropoda; Insecta; Diptera; Tephritidae. Gene Ontology annotation, cellular component: mitochondrion; cytoplasm; membrane. The record is from RefSeq and is a predicted model, not a curated record.
AAAAUGGUGGUUCCCUUAACUUUAAAUUUUCUAAAAUCUCAAUGGCGCCUUUUCGCAAAUGCUCACCCAUUGGCUAGAGGUUGCAUUUCAUAUGCUGUAAUAUGGCCAACAAGUAGUUUGAUACAACAAACGAUUGAGGGUAGAAAUUUGAAAACCUAUGACUGGAUACGUUGCUUGCGUUAUAGCCUUUUCGGCGCGCUAUACGUGGCACCAACUUUAUAUGGAUGGGUGCGACUCAGUUCUGUUAUGUGGCCACAAAUGAAUCUGAGAGUAGGAAUUGUCAAGGCGGCAGUUGAGCAAAUCUCCUAUGGACCAUUCGCCGGUACCAGUUUCUUUUUCAUUAUGAGUUUGCUAGAAGGUCGUACCCCCAAAGAGGCUGUGCAGGAGGUCAAAGACAAAUUUCCAAAAGCAUUUGAGACUGGAAUUUGCGUUUGGCCAAUAGUGCAGACAAUAAACUUUUCAAUGGUUCCUGAACAUCAUCGUGUGGUUUUUGUUAGUAUUUGCAGCUUAGCUUGGACCACAUUUUUAGCGUAUAUACAAGAAAAGGAUAUGCAUGAAGAAGAAAGAAUUGAUUGGAAGCCAAUAGAUCCUCAAAAAAGCGAUGAAAGUUUAGUUUUAAGAGUAAAACGUGCUUUGGCGCUGUGAAUAUUUUUAAAAAGGGGGGGUACAAAAAACGAAUGUGAUUCAUAAAACUAGUUCAAUACUUAAUAUAUACAAUACGAUAUAUGCAGUGCAUAGUUGAUUAUUGUUGUUAAUUAAUUUUAUUUGUAUGCUUAGUACAUUUACAUAGAAAUAGUGACAAUACCCAUUUAGACGAAUUUUAAAUGCAUUGUGCAACAAUUGAAGCGUGCAUUUAUUUUAAAUAAAAAUAAAUUGUUGUUAAAAUGCCAACACAUACCACGGUCGUUUUAUAUUUCAAUAAAUAGUUUAUGUUUUUGUAUUUUUAU